CGAUAUUCGAUAUUCGCAGUUACACAUCAUCUGUCCACAUUCGUACCUAUGUACAUUACAGUCUCAUCUGGCCAGCAAUAACCUUUGUGUCUCCUUCUCAAUGCUUUCUAGGUGGUACUGAGCGACCAUCUCUCUCUCUCCAUUUCGAUCCUCGGUUGUCAUUUAUUCCUAUCUCGGUCUAUAUACCCUUUGAUUGUUGUGAACUACGAACUCCCGCCGCAAUGACAUGGUGGUGGAUGUUAGAAAAACGAAUGAUAGAGAUGGUGCGCUAUUGACCUUCUAGUUGGCCGCUUCAACCUUUCCCCGUUUCUAAUCGUCCCCAGCUCCUCCGGAGUCCGUCCUUUCAUCGAGGCGUUCAGAAGGUUCACAAAAAGGUCCAUGAGUUACAACACGGCAAACCCCCGGAGUACUAUGGGGGAACACACAUUGACUCUGAACAAGAAGCCGGCCGCGGCGUAAAAAAUCUAUUCAAGUUGUUUUGGGAAGAACUCAAAACAGGCCACAAACCACCAGAACCACCGACGAAGAGAUGACACCAGCCGCCUCCGUCCGGUGUGAGUGAAUGAAGUAAUGUUUACAACGAAACAAGGUCUCGAUUAGCAAGGUGUUUCGGGCGUUUUAGUGAAGACCUAUUUGCCCAGGGGGGUCUUGUCCAAAAUGGCUGUAUGCAUAUUGUUUGCAACGCGUGUGGAGACAUCUGAUUUGGAAAGUCACGGCAAUCUUGGGAAGAAUUUCAAGUUUUUUUACAAGUUGAAUGCUCAACUCCUUUGUCAUUCCGUGAUGGUAGGCAGGAUCACCAUUGGGACCAUGGGGCCUCCCCCCCUCCCCGAUCUGAUGGCAACCGUCGACACGAAGAGAACGAGCCGAGACAGGAAUGGAAGAUGUAGGUCUAAUCAAUAUGGUCUCAGCAUCGUGCAGAGAGAUCGUCUUCCGUGCCCCGGCGUCUUACGCCGCGGUAUAUUGUACGCACCCCCUUUUGAUCGCCGACCUCUGAUUGAUUAGGGAUCCUGUUUGUCCGGGUAAGUAUCUGUUGUACAUCUGGGCUUCCUUUCCCUGGACAGAUUGCUGGUCGAACAGAAGAAAAUUGCUCACGCCAAUUCCUUUGAUUCCUGUAGCAAGUCGUUCAGGCUAUGGAGUACCGAGACGGGUCGGCCCUUUGUUGCUAUCUAUUGCCACGUCAUACACAUUUGAGGAGGCGGGAAAUGAAUUUACCAACCGGAUACAGAUUGGGUCAACUCAUCGUCAUUCCUCCAUGCGAGUCUGACCCUCAUUCCAUCCGAAGAGAAACCAAACACUUCGCCUUGAUCGAACUCAUGAUCUUGUCAUACUUCAAGAUCAGCGGAAAAUCCCUUUGCAAAGCCGAGGAAAUGGCGAACAUUGACACACGCCCCUUUCUCAUGUUUGGAUACACAACGAUCUCUACUCUUGCCACGUGCCCUCUGAAAGCAAGCCACAAUGGCACAGACAGGGCAGCUCGUAACAAUGCCGAGAGCUACGAGGCAAUAUCGAUCUGCCCAUGUUCUGUCCGCAACAUAUCUUCGUCCUUCCAAGGGGGCUUGACAAGCGGGGUUCCCCGGCCUGUUCGUCCCCCGAGGCGCCCUGACAAUUGCCUUGUCAGGCUCGGAAAGGCAAGAAUUCGGUCGGUCCCUGCAGGUGUUGCACUGUCAACUGUGACUCGAUGUUUUAGCUAGGACGAGCAUUUGUCAGUAACUGCUCAAUGAAAAUGUUGAAUCCGGCUGUGCACGUUUCACGUUGUACCAUGUAA
Molecule: messenger RNA, 1765 nt
Organism: Exophiala oligosperma
Lineage: Eukaryota; Fungi; Ascomycota; Eurotiomycetes; Chaetothyriales; Herpotrichiellaceae
Exons: 3
Coding region: 1131-1691 (186 amino acids)
Source: RefSeq, a predicted model, not a curated record